This is a messenger RNA of Fulvia fulva, 1422 nucleotides long. RefSeq lists its product as uncharacterized. Bases 1 to 1422 code for a protein of 473 amino acids. NCBI's taxonomy places the organism in Eukaryota, Fungi, Ascomycota, Dothideomycetes, Mycosphaerellales, Mycosphaerellaceae. The record is from RefSeq and is a predicted model, not a curated record. The transcript has 2 exons.
AUGGCGACCUUUCGAACAAGACGUCUCCUCCUCGCCGCUCUCCUCGCCAUUGCAACCACAGUCUACGCUCAUGGCGGCCAUGACAAGAUUCCCAAGGGCGAAGUCAUCUCCGUAGAGCCCAUCGACACCACCCUCUGGACUCACAUAUUGAUUCAAUCCGUCGCAUGGGGCAUCAUCUUUCCCACAGGCAUGGUCCUCGGCCUCGUGCGUUCGCGAUGGCACGUUCCCGCUCAGAUUUUGGGAGCGGCGUUAGCAGUGGUUGGAUACUUCAUCGGACACCUGCAUAAGGGACGGCAGUUUGGCCCGAAUGCGCAUGCCAAGUUUGCGAACUUGCUGAUGUUCAUUCUGGUGGCGCAGGCUGUUUUGGGGGUGUAUUUGAAGAUGCAUAUCGAAAGAGGAUUCUUGGGUACGAUAAGGAAGGGCUUGGUGAAAGCACACGGCGUGUUGGGUGGGAUACUGCCAGUGGCGGCUUGGGUACAGAUGCUGUUUGGUGGAAUUGCUGCUCAAGGAUUUUGUCAGGGAGAUCAUGUUGGGCAGUGUGCGGCACAUUUCAUCAUGGGAAGCGCGUUUGUGGGAUAUGGGAUUACGUUGACCUUAUUGCUGCUGAACGGACAAUCCUUCCUCGCGAGGACGGGCAGAAGUCAAGAGUUUUGGGACAGCUUGGUCAUCGCACUUUGGGGUUGCGUGAACACCUUCACGGAACACAGGUGGGGCACGGCUUGGGUAAGAAAUGAUUUGCAGCAUACCAGUAUGGGCAUCAUUUGGUGGGCAGCUGGCCUCGUUGGAAUCUGGCUUUCUCGCGAUAGACAAGGACGGCCGAAGAGAAACCUCAUUCCUGGUAUUGUGAUCUUCAUGACUGGCUGGGGAAUGAGCGGACACCCGCAGGAACUGAUGCUGAGCACCGAAGUCCACAAAUUCUUUGGUUACACCCUUAUGGCCGCUGGCUUAACACGUAUGAUCGAGAUCAGCUUUGUGCUACGUGACCGAACCACCCUCGUGGGCCCUGGAGGUGGCGACGUGGACGCUGAGAUCAACAGUUUCCAAUACCUGCCUCCAUUCCUGCUCAUAGCGUCAGGGUUCAUGUUCAUGGGCGCGACUGAGGAGCAGAUUCAGGUUCUGGCUCAGAGUGGUGUGUCACAUGUGGCGUACAUUCUGGUUCUGUACAGCGUUGCAUUCAUAAUAUUUCUCUUUACCCUCAUGCUCCUACACCUCUACUCUGCAUAUGCGGAAUCAAACACAGCUGGCAAGAAGCCAAUCAAGCUUGACGAUGAGGAGCGGCCUCACAUGAAUGGCCAUGCGAGGAUACCCAACGCAGCAGAUCGCCAGGCUCAGGAUGCGGAGGAGUUUGAGCUUGAAGGUCUCAUGAGUGACGAUGACGAGCCAGAUGCGCGCAAGACGAAUGGGCACCUACCGCGUACAUGA